This is a messenger RNA of Bradysia coprophila, 2314 nucleotides long. Its product is annotated as amidophosphoribosyltransferase-like. The record is from RefSeq and is a predicted model, not a curated record. NCBI's taxonomy places the organism in Eukaryota, Metazoa, Arthropoda, Insecta, Diptera, Sciaridae. Gene Ontology annotation, molecular function: amidophosphoribosyltransferase activity. Gene Ontology annotation, biological process: purine nucleobase biosynthetic process.
CUCUUUUAGUUGAGUUGAGACCAUCAAUCAGCAUAAAAAAAAUACACUUCACUUUAGUGUUUGUGAAAAUGUCGUUCGACAUUCAUUGAGAGCGCUAUACAAAUUAUUUUUCGUCUGAUACAGAUAAAGCACGUGGUGGUAAUCAAAUAAUUUGUUAAUCAAAUUUCAUUUCAAUUUCAACAUUCGAUUGUGAGUUGUGGUUCUUUGCACACUCAAAUAAAAUAUCCUUUUUUGUUGUGUGAUUAUAUUAAAAAUUGAUUUAUUGACACAAAAUUAAUUGGCAAAUUAUGAGACGAUUUGAUUAAAACGUUUUGUGCUGGUUAUUUAAAUAAUAAAAAAAACGACAAGACAAUUGUACAUAAGAACCAGUUUAUAAAACUAAUUACUUUGGUGCGUGGAUAGUUUUUUUUUCUUAGUUGUUCUUCUUAGUGGCAAAUGUAAAGUGUUGGUUAAGUGCUUAAGAAUUAACAAUUUUUUCGUACGCGCAUUUUCAUCGACAUAAUGGAUACAGUUUGUGAAAAAGAAAAUUUGCAAGGAGCCUCUUGCUGUCGUAAUGAUAAAAACAAAGUCUGUAAGAACGCUAAUGAAACGGUGAUAAAACAAAAGUCUGGAAAAGAAUUAUCGGGACUAACACACGAGUGCGGUGUAUUUGGUGCAUUGGCUUGCGGUGAUUGGCCGACAGAUCUAGAUAUAGCUCAGAUAGUAUGCUUAGGUUUAGUUGCACUUCAACAUCGAGGCCAGGAAUCGGCAGGCAUUGUGACCAGUAUGGGAAAAUGUGCCAAAUCAUUUAAUGUGCAAAAAGGAAUGGGCAUGAUCAACAACAUUUUCAACGAUGAAUCCAUCCGACGGCUGAAGGGCAAUUUAGGUAUCGGACAUACGCGAUACUCAACGUCAGCAGCUUCGGAAGAAGUGAAUUGUCAGCCAUUUGUAGUGCACACGGCUCACGGUGCCAUGGCCGUUGCUCAUAAUGGUCAACUGGUGAAUUGUGAGAGUCUUCGUAGAAAUGUAUUACAAGGCGGCGUUGGUCUGUCCACACAUAGCGAUUCUGAGUUGAUCACUCAAGCGUUGUGUCUGAAUCCUCCGGAAGGCGAAAAUAACGGUCCGGAUUGGCCUGCCCGGAUAAGACAUUUAAUGACACUAGCUCCACUGUCAUAUUCGUUGGUUAUAAUGAUGAAAGACAAAAUUUACGGUGUACGUGAUCCGUAUGGAAAUCGUCCGCUUUGUAUUGGAAAAAUAGUUCCAAUUAACUUGGGAAGACACACGUCUCAAUCUGUACCUGCCGAAGGUUGGGUUAUUUCCAGUGAAAGUUGUGGAUUCCUGUCGAUUGGCGCCCGAUACGAAAGAGAGGUCGAACCCGGUGAGAUUGUGGAAAUAACACGUGAUGGUAUCCGAACCAUUGACAUUGUUGAACGGCCCGAGAACAAGAAAUUGGCCUUCUGCAUCUUUGAGUACGUUUAUUUUGCCCGAUCUGAUUCGAUUUUCGAAGGUCAAAUGGUUUACUCCGUUCGAUUGCAAUGCGGAAGACAGCUAGCACGCGAAGCUCUUGUACAAGCCGACAUAUGCAGUUCAGUUCCGGAAUCUGGCACAGCGGCAGCUCAUGGUUACGCAAGAGAGUCUGGUCUACACUUUGCGGAAGUUCUGUGCAAAAAUCGAUACGUUGGCCGAACAUUCAUUCAACCAUCAACACGACUACGUCAAUUGGGCGUAGCUAAGAAGUUUGGUGCUCUAUCGGAAAAUGUUGAAGGAAAGCGACUCGUCCUAAUUGACGAUUCAAUUGUGAGGGGCAACACAAUCGGUCCAAUAAUUAAACUGCUACGUGAUGCUGGCGCACUUGAGGUUCACAUUCGUAUCGCUAGUCCGCCGUUGUUACAUCCGUGCUACAUGGGAAUCAAUAUACCAACACGCGGUGAACUAAUCGCGAACGAAAUGAAUCCCGCACAAUUGGCUAAACAUGUUGGCGCUGACAGUCUUGCCUACUUGAGCGUUGAUGGUUUGCGCAGAGCUGUUCGUCAUAACAUGAAAACAAGUAAACCGAAUGAAUCUGAUCAUUGUACGGCCUGUUUGACUGGUGAAUAUCCUGGUGGUUUACCCGAAGAACUGAGCUGGUAAUAGAAUCUACAUACCAUCUACAAAGAGCAUUUGGGAUCAAACAAAAACAGAGCAAACUAAUAAAACUCUAACUAUAAAAUACGUUAAUCUCUUCCAUUAGGCUAGUUGUACGAUUUUUUUUUAAUAAUUUUUAUAUCCUUCCGAAGAUCAUUAAAAUUAACAAAUCGUUCGAAUGGAAAAUAAAAACUUUGCUGGAAAACUGCAA